AUGGUGGCAAGGGCUGAUAGUAAUGACAGAGGUGAUCCAGUCAAUGAACUUGCAUGUGCUCUUGCUUGGUGCUAUCCAAUAAUGCUGGAGCAGAAGGACUCUUUCCCUACUACUCCAAUGGCAAUUCAUGAUUGUGGCUACUCUGGGACUGAUCCGCUCAACUGUUAUGGACAGGCUAUUGAAAUAGCAAAAACAGAUCCAUUCAUCCUGAAUUGGCUUGCCCAAGUCUUUCAUUUCCUUGGGAAACAGGACAUGGCAAUUGGCAUUUGUAAUAAGGGAUUGAAUAUUCUUCCAGACCCAAAAGCAAACUGGCAAGCUUACAGUACCAGAGCGAAGGUUUAUAUAAAACAAUAUAUUCAAAGCCUUGGGUGUGUUAAGAUAGGGCAGAAUGGCCCAGACAGAGAGCUGCUAACCAGAGAAAAAGCUGAUUUGGAUUUAAUAUUGCUUGUCUGCCCCUGUCUGAACAUUUACCUGGAUAUGGGACAGGUCUGUUACUACAUGGGUGUUGACGUGGUACAGGAACUCUGGCCUGUGUAUGAAAAUGCUCUAAACAGUGCCUUAGUGUUUUUUGCUAAAGCCAUGGAAUGUGACCCUGGAGACACUUUGCCUGAGAUCCACUUCCUGAGAGGGAAAUGCUUGCAAGUCAAAGGUGAGGAACACAAUGCAGUCAAAUGCUUCAAGCAGGCAAUCGAACUGGAUGAUGUAGGCUCCCAGUAUCCUGAGAGCUUCCGUUGUCUCAUGGAGUUGUUGCUGUCACUGUUCACCCAGGGAAGAUCCAUUGAGGAGAUUGUCUCAGCCUGUUCUAUCCACUCUUUCAUGUCUUGGAGAACAAAGUAUCAAAUGAAGAGAGUCAGACAGGAAUUGCACACUGUUUAUCGGAAUCAUAUCCCAAAGAUUUUACAACGCUCCAGGGCUAAGAUCAUAGCAGGGAAGCUGCAACUGGUAGUUACUGCUGGAAAUAUUGAGCCCUGA
Messenger RNA from Pristis pectinata (smalltooth sawfish), 972 nucleotides. RefSeq names its product tetratricopeptide repeat domain 22 (gene ttc22). The record is from RefSeq and is a predicted model, not a curated record. Gene Ontology annotation, molecular function: protein binding. NCBI's taxonomy places the organism in Eukaryota, Metazoa, Chordata, Chondrichthyes, Rhinopristiformes, Pristidae.